Molecule: messenger RNA, 468 nt
Organism: Echinostoma caproni
Lineage: Eukaryota; Metazoa; Platyhelminthes; Trematoda; Plagiorchiida; Echinostomatidae
Source: the annotation of a GenBank genome assembly
CUGUAUGAAGGAAACCCGUUGCUAUUCACGGCGUCUGUCCCGGCCGCAUACGAACAAGGAUCUUCCGUUGCGCUUCCUUGGUCGAAUACAAAAAUUGACGACAUCUGGGCGAAUGUGGAUGCAGCUGGUGGGGCCAAAGCAGACGAGAUGAUCAACACAGACGAUUUGCUCGAUCCGGCCGACCGAGACAGUGCCACUGUGGCCGCUUGCGGCAAGGAGGCAGCUGCACCAAAUGGUCAAGUUCCGAAGAAAAAACGCGCUUGCAAAAACUGCACAUGUGGACUGGCUGAACAGGAACAAGCUGAGGAACAGGCUAAGGUCAAUACGGCUGGUGUCAAGUCAUCUUGUGGAAAUUGUUAUCUGGGCGACGCCUUCCGUUGUUCCACAUGCCCCUAUCGUGGUCUUCCACCGUUCAAACCCGGUGAACAAGUUCGUCUGCCGGACGACUUUCUUCAGUCGGACAUUUAA